Rhincodon typus (whale shark) is the source of this 5382-nucleotide messenger RNA. RefSeq names its product mucin-3A-like. NCBI's taxonomy places the organism in Eukaryota, Metazoa, Chordata, Chondrichthyes, Orectolobiformes, Rhincodontidae. Bases 49 to 5382 code for a protein of 1777 amino acids. The transcript has 4 exons. The record is from RefSeq and is a predicted model, not a curated record.
GGACAAUCUUCGUCUGAAUCUCAUUCAGGAAACACUGCAGUAACACUGAUGACGCAAUCAUCAUCAGAAAGCCGGCCAACAGUGACACAGUUAUCAUCCAGCACUGAGUCACGAGCAGAAACCACUUCAAGAGAAGCACGAGUAUCACCAGUAACUGAGACAUCAUCAGUAACGCAUCCAAAAACAAGUAACGUGUCAUUCAAAACUUUGACUUCAACAGAAAGUAUUCCAACAAUGACACAAUUCUCAUCCAGCAUUGAGUCAACAGCAGAAUCCACUUCAAGAGAAGGACGAGUGUCACCAGUGACUGAGACUUCGUCAGUGACACAUCCAACAAGUAACAUGUCAUCCAAAACACUGCCAUCAACAGAAAGCAAUCCAACAAUCACACAAGUAUCAUCAAUAACUAAGACUUCAUCAGAAAUAUCUUCCUCAACAACACAGAUGUCAACAGUGACACAGACCUCAUACCAGACCCAUUCAACAGGAAAAGAAUUGUCAUCAAUAGUGUCAUCCUUAGCUGCAACCCAUUCAUCUGCACAGACAUUAUCAGUGUUUCCGCCAACACCAGAAUCCAAGACAUCAACAUCACAAUUCUCAUCAACAACUGAGUCGUCCUCAGAAUUCCAUGGUACACCCAACCAAAAAUCAUCAGUAACUGAAACAUCAUCAGAAAUGUAUCCUACAGCAACACAAAUGUCAACAUCAGAAAACCAUUUGUUAGCACACAGUACAUCAACUCUUUCUUCAACAUCAGAAAGCAAUCCAACAACAGAGCAUGUAUCUUCCAUAACUGGGUCUUCUUCAGAAUCCCAUCCAGUAGUGACACAAGUAUCAUCAAUAAGUGAGACCCCAUUCGAGACCACUCAGCGAUCAUCACAAUUAACCUCUUCAGGUCAAUCUUCAUCUGAAUCUCAUUCGGGAAACACUGCAGUAACACAGAUGAGGCAAUCAUCAUCAGAAAGCAGGCCAAGAAUGACUCCAUUCUCAACCAGCACUGUGUCAACAGCAGAAACCACUUCAAGACAAGCACUAGUGUCACCAGUGAUUGAGACUUCGUCAGUGACACAUCCGACAAGUAACAUGUCAUCCAAAACUGUGCCAUCAUCAGAAAGCAAUCCAACAAUAACACACGUAUCACUAAUAACUAAGACUUCAUCAGAAAGAUAUCCACUAUCAACACAAGUGUCAGCAGAAACACAGACGUCAUCAGAGACCCAUUCAAGAAUGAAAGGAUUGUCAUCAGUCGUAUCAUCCUCAGCUAAAACCCAUUCAUCUCCACAAACUUCAUCAGUCACUCCUUCCACAGCUAAAUCCAGUUCACCAACAUCACAACUCUCAUCAAUAACCCCAUCGUCUUCAGAUACCCGUGGUACAUAUACCCAAAGAUCAUUCAGAACUGGUACUACAUCAGACGCGUAUCCUACAGCAACAGAAAUGUCAACAUCAGAAAACCAUUUGUCAUCACAGAGUACAUCAACACUUUCUUCAACAUCAGAAAGCCAUCCAACAACAGCGCAUCUAUCUUCCAUAACUGGGUCUUCUUCAGAAGCCCAUCCAUUUGUGACACAACUAUCAUCAAUAACUGAGACCCCAUUCGAGACCACUCAUGGAUCAUCACAUUUAACCUCUUCAGGACAAUCUUCGUCUGAAUCUCAUUCAGAAAACACUGCCGUUACACUGAUGACGCAAUCAUCAUCAGAAAGCCGGCCAACAAUGACACCAUUCUCCAGCAGCACUGUGUCAACAGCAGAAAUCACUUCAGGACAAGCAUUCGUGUCACCAGUGACUGAAACUUCAUCAAUGACACAUUCAACAAGUAAUGUGUCGUCCAAAACGGUGCCAUCAUCAGAAAGCAAUCCAACAAUAACACACGUAUCACUAAUAACUAAGACUUCAUCAGAAGGAUACCCACCGUCAACACAAGUGUCAGCAGAAACACAGACUUCAUCAGAGACCCAUUCAACAAUGAAAGGAUUGUCAUCAGUUGUAUCAUCCUCAGCUAAAACCCAUUCAUCUCCACAAACUUCAUCAGUGACUCCUUCCACAGCUAAAUCCAGUUCACCAACAUCACAACUCUCAUCAAUAACCCCAUCAUCUUCAGAAAUCCAUGGUACACAUACCCAAAGACCAUUCAGAACUGGUACUACAUCAGAAACGUAUCCUACAGCAACAGAAAUGUCAACAUCAGAAAACCAUUUGUCAGCACAGAGUAUAUCAACACUUUCUUCAACAUCAGAAAGCAAUCCAACAACAGCGCAUGUAUCUACCAUAACUGGGCCUUCUUCAGAAUCCCAUCCAGUAGUGACACAAGUAUCGUCAAUAACUGAGACCCCAUCAAAGGUCACUCAGGAAUCAUCGCAAUUAACCUCUUCAGGACAAUCUUCGUCUGAAUCUCAUUCAGGAAACACUGCAGUUACACUGAUGACACGAUUGUCAUCAGAAAGCCGGCCAACAGUGACAAAGUUAUCAUCUAGCACUGAAUCACCAGCAGAAACCACUUCAAGAAAAGGAUUAGUGUCAUCUGUAACUCAGACACCAUCAGUAACACAUCCAAAAAUAAGUAACGUGUCACUCAAAACUUUGACCUCAACAGAAAGUCGUCUAACAAUGACACAAUUACCAUACAGCACUGAGUCAACAGCAGAAACCACUUCAAGUGAAGCACUGGUGUCAGCAGUGACUGGGGCUUCGUCUGUGACACAUCUAACAACUAAUCUGUCAUCCAAAACUGUGACAUCAACAGAAAGCAAUCCAACAACAACACACAUAUCACCAACAACUAAGACUUCAUCAGAAGGAUAUCCACCGUCAACACAAGUGUCAGCAGAAACACAAACUUCAUCAGAGACCCAUUCAACAAUGAAAGGAUUGUCAUCAGUAGUAUCAUCCUCAGCUAAAACCCAUUCAUCUGCACAACCAUCAUCAGUGACUCCAUCCAUAGCUAAAUCCAGUUCACCAACAUCACAACUCUCAUCAAUAACCCCAUCAUCUUCAGAAAUCCAUGGUACACAUACCCAAAGAUCAUUCAGAACUGGUACUACAUCAGACGUGUAUCCUACAGCAACAGAAAUGUCAACAUCAGAAAACCAUUUCCGGACAACUAUCAUGCAAAUAUCAUCCAGCACUGAGGCAACAGUGGAAACCACUUCAAGAGAAGCACCAGCGUCACCAGUAACUGAGACAUCAUCAGUGAUACAUCCAAAAACAAGUAACCAGUCAUUCAAAACUGUGUCAUCAUUAAAAAGCAAUCCAACAAUGACGCAAUUAUCAUCCAAUAAUGAGUCCCCUGAACAACUCACUUCAAGGGAAGUACUCAUGUCCCCAGUAGCAGAGACGUCAUCAGUGACACAUCCAACAACAACUAACGCGUCAUUCAAAACUGUGCCAUUAUCAGAAAGCAAUGCAACAAUCACUAAACGAUCAUCAAUAACUAAGACUUCAUCAGAACUAUCUCCCUCAACAAUACAGGGAUCAACAGUGACUCAGAGUUCAUCACAGACACAUUCAACAGGAAAAGAAUUGUCAUCAAUAGCAUCAUCCUCAGUAGAAACCUAUUCAUCUGCACAGACAUCAUCAGUGUUUCCGUCAACACCAGAAUCCAAGUUAUCAACAUCACAAUUCUCAUCAACAACGGAGUUGUCUUCAAAUCUCCAUGGUACACACAAUCAAAAAUCAUCAAUAACUGAAACAUCAUCAGAAAUGUAUCCUACAGCAACACAAAUGUCAACAUCAGAAAACCAUUUGUCAGCACACAGUACAUCAAAACUUUCGUUAACAUCAGAAAGCAAUCCAACAACAGAGCACGUAACUUCCAUAACUGGGCCUUCUUCAGAAUCCCAUCCAGUAGUGACACAAGCAUCGUCAAUAACUGAGACCACAUCAAAGGUCACUCAGGAGUCAUCGCAAUUAACCUCUUCAGGACAAUCUUCAUCUGAAUCUCAUUCGGGAAACAUUGCAGUAACACUAAUGACGCAAUCAUCAUCAGAAAGCCGGCCAACAGUGACACAGUUAUCAUCUAGCCCUGAGUCAACAGCGGAAACCAAUUCUAGCAAAACACUAGUAUCAUCGGCACCUGAGACAUCAUCAGUAACGCAUUCAAAAACAGGAAACAUGUCUUUCAAAACGGUGACAUCAACAGAAAGUAGUACAAAAAUGACACAAGUACCAUACAGCGCUGAGUCAACAGCAGAAACCACUUCAAGUGAAGCACUACUGUCACCAGUGACUGGUACUUCGUCUGUGACCGAUCCAACAACUAACCUGUCACUCAAAACUGGAUCAACAACAGAAAGCAAUCCAACAAUCAUACAAGUAUCAUCGACAACUAUGACUUCAUCAGAAGGAUAUCCACCAUCAACACAGGGGUCAACAGUGAUACAGCCUUCAUCACAGACCCAUUCAUCAGGAAAAGAAUUGUCAUCAGUAGUGUUGUCCUCAGUAGAAACCUAUUCAUCUGCACAGACGGCAUCAGUGACUCCGUCAACACCAGAAUCCAAGUUAUCAACAUUGCAACUCUCAUCAACAACUGAGUCAUCUUCAAAUCUCCAUGGUACACACAACCAAAAAUCAUCAAUAACUGAAACAUCAUCAGAAAUGUAUUAUACAUCAAAAUUUUCUUCAAAAUCAGAAAGCAAUCCAACGACAGCACAUGUGUCUUCCAUCACUGGGCCUUCUUCAGAAUCCCAUCCAGUAGUGACACAAGCAUCGUCAAUAACUGAGACCCUAUUCGAGACCACUCAGGGAUCAUCAAAAUUCACCUCUUCAGGACAAUCUUCAUCUGAAUCUCAUUCUGGAAACACUGCAGAAACACAGAUGACGCAAUCACCUGCAGAAACCAGGCCUACAAUGACAGAAUUCACCUCCAGCACUGUGUCAACAGCAGAAACCACUUCAAGACAAGCACUAGUGUCACCAGUGACUCAGACUUCAUCAGUGACACAUUCAGCAAAUAACGUGUCUUACAAAACUGUGCCAUCAACAGAAAGCAAUCCAACAAUCACACAAGUAUCAUCAAUAACUAAGACUUCAUCAGAAAUAUCUCCCUCAACAACACAGGGGUCAACAGUGACACAGAUUUCAUACCAGACCCAUUCAACAGGAAAAGAAUUGUUAUCAAUAGCAUCAUCCUCAGCUGCAACCCAUUCAUCUGCACAGACAUUAUCAGUGUUUCCGCCAACACCAGAAUCCAAGUUAUCAACACCACAACUGUCAUCAACAACUGAGUCGUCCUCGGAACUCCAUGGUACACACAACCAAAAAUCAUCAAUGACUGAAACAUCAUCAGAAACAAAGCAAUUCAACACCAGCGCAUGUAUCUUCCAUAAAUGGGUCUUCAUCCGAAUCCCAUCCAAUAGUGACACAAGCAUCGUCAAUAACUGA